Messenger RNA from Arabidopsis lyrata subsp. lyrata, 1699 nucleotides. Its product is annotated as UDP-glycosyltransferase 76E5. NCBI's taxonomy places the organism in Eukaryota, Viridiplantae, Streptophyta, Magnoliopsida, Brassicales, Brassicaceae. Bases 207 to 1562 code for a protein of 451 amino acids. Gene Ontology annotation, molecular function: UDP-glycosyltransferase activity. The transcript has 2 exons. The record is from RefSeq and is a predicted model, not a curated record.
CUUAAAUGGUAUUCUAAUCUUAUCUUCACAGCCUGCAACCAUGCAACAUGAUUUGAUCGAGAGUUAUUUAUGUUGCAUGUGGCAAGAUCUUCUUGACCAAAUAAGCUACGUGUCAACCUUUAUCACCACGGUCUUCUUUAAAUUGAUCACUUUCACUUAUAUAGUCUUUCCUGAGAUACAGAAGGAGUGAGAGAGAGUGAGGAGCUAUGGAGAAAAGAGCAGAGAAGAAAAGAAUAGUGUUGGUUCCACUUCCAUUACAAGGGCAUAUCACUCCAAUGAUGCAACUUGGUCAAGCCCUUAACUCGAAAGGCUUCUCAAUAACAGUUUUUUUAGGAGAGUUCAAUCGAGUAAGCUCUUCGAAACACUUCCCUGGAUUUCAAUUUAUCACCAUACCAGAAAUCUUACCAGUGGCUGAAGUCGAGGCAAUCGGACCAGUCGAGUUUCUGAUAAAGCUAAACAAAACCAGUGAGGCAAACUUCAAGGACUGUGUAAGUCAGAUGCUGAUACAACAAGGUAAUGAUAUUGCAUGUAUCAUCUACGACGAUCUUAUGUACUUCUGUGGAGCUGCAGCUAAUGAGUUCAAGAUUCCAAGUAUCAUCUUCUGCACUACAAGUGCUACACAUAAAGUUUGCAACUAUGUUUUGAGUAAACUUAAUGCCGAGAAGUUCUUGAUCGACAUGGAAGAUCCUGACUUGCAAAACAAGGUAGUGGAAAACUUGCAUCCAGUAAGUUUCAAAGACCUACCAAUUGGAGGAUUUGAGCCACUAGAGAGAUUUUUGGUGCUCUGUAGGGAAAUAAUCACCAAAAGAUCAGCUUGUGGUGCUAUCAUCAACACGGUGAGCUGUUUAGAGAGCUCGUCUCUGACAUUGCUGCAACAAGAAUUUGGAAUUCCAGUGUAUCCAUUGGGUCCUCUUCAUAUUACUGCUAAAGAAACGUCUAGUUUACUGGAAGAAGACAGGAGCUGCAUUGAAUGGCUGAACAAGCAGAAACCAAGGUCAGUCAUAUACAUAAGCAUGGGAAGUAUAUUUGACAUAGAAACCAAAGAAGUUUUGGAAAUGGCUAAUGGAUUGUGUGAUAGCAACCAACCUUUCCUAUGGGUCAUCCGACCUGGUUCCAAGCCAUUGCCAGAGGAAGUCAGUAAAAUGGUCUCAGAAAAAGGAUUCAUUGUGAAAUGGGCACCGCAAAAUGCGCAUCCUGCAGUGGGAGGUUUCUGGAGCCACUGUGGAUGGAAUUCAACACUGGAGAGUAUUGCAGAAGGAGUUCCAAUGAUCUGUAGGCCUUUUAACGGUGAGCAGAAGUUAAACGCAUUGUAUAUAGAAAGUGUUUGGAGAAUAGGGAUUCUGCUUCAAGGUGAAGUGGAAAGAGGAGGUGUCGAGAGAGCUGUGAAAAGGUUGAUCAUGGAUGAGGAAGGUGCAAGCAUGAGGGAGAGAGCCCUUGUUCUAAAAGAGAAGUUCAAUUACUCUGUAAGAAGUGGAGGCUCCUCAUACAAUGCAUUGAAUGAGCUCGUCAACUACUUGGAGACCGAAGGAAAAGAUGCUAAAACUUCAGGUAGCAAUUACUAAAGCCAGAGUAAACCUGAACAUCAUGUAACACAAGAUUAAGCUUGAUCUUUUUUUUUUUUUUUAAAUUAUGCUUGAUCUUGCAAAAUUUAAUAUGGCUUAUCAUCCAAAUAAAUAACAAUUCAGAUGAAAUUCAAGUA